Symbiodinium sp. CCMP2456 is the source of this 1026-nucleotide messenger RNA. Lineage: Eukaryota; Dinophyceae; Suessiales; Symbiodiniaceae. The record is from the annotation of a GenBank genome assembly.
AUGAGCAAACAAUGGCGCCGAAACGGAGGACAGUCACAAGGAGGCCCCAGCUAUUGGAAAGGAUCCUGGUCGCGACGGGACUCUGGCUUUCCAUCCUGCGACCCGGGCCGCAACCAGAUGUCAUGGGAGCGUGGACAACCAAGUGCGACCGAGACUACGGGGCCGGUCUCAAUGGUCCAGAUGAUCCAAGACGCACUCAACAAGACCCGCAAGUGCGAGCAGAAGGUUGCGACGCUCACGCGAGCCAAGGAGGACAGGGCCAAGUUGUGGGACAGGUACGAGGCCGAUCUACAGAAGUCGUACGCCAGGGAAUUCAACAAGUUCCACCGCGACCUUCAACGUAUCGACGAAGACCUCGUGAGAGCCACAGCUGCGCAAGAAGAGUCCAGAAUGGAACUACUCCAGGUUCAUGCAGGACGAGCGCCGAAGGAAACCGAGCAGCACCGAGCGAGGUUGGACGAGCUGCUUGCAGAAAGUCGAGGAGAGUACGCGAGCCAGGAGGCACAAGAUGUGCUGGACAGGGCUAUGAGGGCCAGUAUGGCUCAUCCCACGCGGCCACGCGAACGCAAGGCAGCCGACGCGCAACACCGAUGGGACAUGUACCUGCCUCUGGGCCAGCUCCGCCAGGACUGGACAGUGGAGGCAGUGCCCACGACUCUGACGAUGGCGGAGGCACCGCCCACGGACUACACGGGAAGCGGCUUACCACACAGUGCGGGGCCCUAUCAGGCAUCACCUGGAAGCCUCUACUCCAAGGUCAAGCCGCUUUCGCCGAGCACAAGGCCAGGCCCUUACGAGGCAGGCAGCGACCCGGGAACAGCAUCGACUGCUGUGACGGUGGCAGAUCGCCUGCAGAUGCGAAGGGCUAUGACCCCAUUUGGUGGGGGCCAGACGACAACGACGGGCAUAAUCCCUCCGGUGUAUCCAGGGAAACCGCCUACGACAGCCGUGAUCGACGACGACCACAGUGGCGAACCAGAAAGCGAGACGGACACGAAGAAGAACGAUGGAGACGAGCUCACUUGA